Messenger RNA from Daldinia caldariorum, 1014 nucleotides. RefSeq lists its product as uncharacterized. NCBI's taxonomy places the organism in Eukaryota, Fungi, Ascomycota, Sordariomycetes, Xylariales, Hypoxylaceae. The coding region runs from base 1 to 1014 and encodes 337 amino acids. The record is from RefSeq and is a predicted model, not a curated record. The transcript has 3 exons.
AUGUCCGGCGCACUGAACGUACCAGCCAAGAGACCUAGGUCGUGUGGCAGCGGAGGACCUUUAUACGACUCACUUCUCCCCGACAUAGGGACGACGGCUGCUCCUUUAGCAGAUAUCGUCACGUUGUUUAACUCCAAAAUCAGCCAAUUGACGCAUGACGAAGAGCACAAGGAGUAUCUAGCUUGUCCCUACUGGAAACAUAGCCCUGCCCGAUAUAUUCUUGUUAAGAGCUCGUGUACGGACGGGUUCGGCUUUAAGAAUAUCGGAAAAUUGAUGGAGCAUAUUAAGAGAGUGCACUGCCUAUGGAAUGGCUGCGAAAGGUGCCGAAAGAGGUUCAAUCAAGCCAAGAAGGAGGAAGUAGAUGCAGUAAAACGGACGCAUAUGAUCUACUGCACUCAGUCGCCCAAAGAACUAACGGAAUUAGACGCUGAGUGGAUGAAUAAGGAUCAAGAUGAAGCAUACGGACAGCUCAACUUCCAAAAGAAUAAAGCAAAUCCCAUCCAAUGUUACGAGAAUAUAUGCCGUGCGUUAUGGGGAGAGGAGAAAAUGGAGAUCAAUGAGCCGUACCAUCACCCUGGGUUUCAAAUGUCGGUUCUUCGUUGGGAGUUCAUAAAGGACCUGCCGUCACUAUGCGGGCAGAAGAGCAUCGAGGCGCCGCGUCCUGAUGCAAAGCAAGAAGUCGCAGCAGCUGUACUCCCACCCAGUACUCAGCACAUCGAUCCGGCAUUCCUGUCAACACAGACUUUAGACGAUGUGCCAAGUGCCCCUCCCCCUUUCUACAGAGCGCAGCGUAGAAAUUCGGAUAUAUACUCGUGGGACCCUAGUGAAGCAACAAUUGCUGAACCAAUAUUCCCAAACUUUCUUUACGAUGAUAAGCCGGGGGGCCACAAUCCAGAACAGCCGCAUAAUGAUUUGCACUACUGUACGGUUGGUUCUUGGGCUGGCGCAGCAGAGCCUCACGAGGGUCUGUUUGGUCAAUUCGACCAGGAUGCCGAUGGUGAAGACACUUUUUGA